AUGGAGGCGGAGAUGUCGAGUUCGGUCCGCGCCGAGCGGGAAAGCGCACGUCCCUCGCAGGGCGAGAAGCAAGACGCGACGUCUCUCGACUCCAUCUGGAUCGAGAAGUACCGCCCCGAGACUCUCGAUGACGUCGUGGGCAACGACCAAGUCAUGCGACGUCUGCGCAUCAUCGCCCAAGAGGGAAACAUGCCUCACCUCAUGCUCGCCGGACCGCCAGGGACAGGCAAGACGUCGAGCGUCCUCUGCCUCUGCAAGCAGCUGCUUGCGAACCGAUGGCGGACGUGCACACUGGAGCUCAAUGCCUCAGAUGAGCGCACAAUCGACGUCAUUCGCGAAAAAGUGAAGCACUUUGCGAAAGAGAAGCGCGACCUGCCACCUGGGCGCCAUAAAAUCGUCAUUCUUGAUGAAGUCGACUCCAUGACAGAGGCCGCGCAGCAGGCGCUUCGUCGCAUCAUGGAGCAGUACAGCGACACGACCCGGUUCGCGCUCGCGUGCAACUCCUCCGCGUCGGUCAUUGAACCCCUCCAGUCCCGCUGCGCGAUUCUUCGGUUUCGAAAGCUGGAUGACGCACAGCUGGUGCGGCGCCUUCGCCAAGUCUGUGCGAUGGAGAACGUGCAAGUCACCGACGAUGGGAUGGAGGCCGUCGUCUUCUCCGCCGACGGCGACAUGCGCAGCGCCCUCAACAACCUGCAGUCCACGGUCUCCGCGUUCGGAACCGUGAACAGGGAAAACGUCGAAAAGGUCUGCGACAGUCCGCCCCCCGAGGCAGUCCGGUCGAUGCUCUUGCAGUGCUUGGCUGGGAAGUGGCGCGAGGCGCAUGACGUCGCCGCAGAGUUGCUUCAGCGAGGCUACACGCCGAUGGAUGUCGUCCUCACGACGCGGGCCGUGCUCAGCCGCUUUGACAGCGAAUGCAAAGAGCACAUCCUCCUCGAGUAUCUCAAGUACGUCGGCCUGGCUCACAUGACAAUGGCAUCUGGUCUCAGCACUCCUCUCCAGCUCGACAAGAUGCUGGCGAAUCUGUGCCGCGUGUCUCUCGUCCUCCCAGCGUGA
Messenger RNA from Besnoitia besnoiti, 1053 nucleotides. Its product is annotated as putative replication factor C subunit 4. Gene Ontology annotation, biological process: DNA repair; DNA-templated DNA replication. The transcript has 8 exons. Gene Ontology annotation, molecular function: ATP binding; DNA clamp loader activity; ATP hydrolysis activity. Gene Ontology annotation, cellular component: nucleus; DNA replication factor C complex. The record is from RefSeq and is a predicted model, not a curated record. Bases 1 to 1053 code for a protein of 350 amino acids. NCBI's taxonomy places the organism in Eukaryota, Apicomplexa, Conoidasida, Eucoccidiorida, Sarcocystidae.